This is a messenger RNA of Papaver somniferum (opium poppy), 462 nucleotides long. Its product is annotated as F-box protein At5g49610-like. The coding region runs from base 1 to 462 and encodes 153 amino acids. The transcript has a single exon. The record is from RefSeq and is a predicted model, not a curated record. Gene Ontology annotation, molecular function: protein binding. Lineage: Eukaryota; Viridiplantae; Streptophyta; Magnoliopsida; Ranunculales; Papaveraceae.
AUGUCAAGCAGCUGUACGAUGCCAGCAGAGUUUUACUUAGAAAUACUGACAAGAUUACCAGUGAAAUCCGUCUUCCGCUGUAAGUCAGUUUGCAAGUCUUGGUAUUCCAUGAUUUCUAGCCCUAUUUUUGCAAAAUUUCACAUCCAAGAAAAUAAAAAUAAGUCUAGUAGGAAUAGUCUGUUGCUUGAACUUGAGGAUGAUACACACUCUAUGAGUUACAAUUCACUAGAAUCAUCAUUAUCAACCAAGGAGAUUGAAGAUGAUGCUGUUAGAGUUAGAAUGUGGUACCCAUUCAAAUCAGGUAUGUUUAGAGAUAUUGAGCGUAUUCGUUUACUCGGUUCUUGUAAUGGUAUGGUUUUUCUAUCGAUUGAGGAUCUUGAUGUUUAUGAUGAUGAUGGUGAUUCUAAUUCUGAUGAUAGUAGUGAUGAAUCUGAUGAUUAUAGUUAUUUUUUUUUCGAUUGA